Aaosphaeria arxii CBS 175.79 is the source of this 1864-nucleotide messenger RNA. RefSeq lists its product as uncharacterized. The record is from RefSeq and is a predicted model, not a curated record. The coding region runs from base 244 to 1599 and encodes 451 amino acids. NCBI's taxonomy places the organism in Eukaryota, Fungi, Ascomycota, Dothideomycetes, Pleosporales. The transcript has a single exon.
GCUUCCUAGACGACUUUCCUCGCGGGCCGACUACUCACAAUCGAUCCAUGUCAAAUCCAGCAGUGCCAUCUUUCUGCGGCUCCUGAACGCUGGUUGUAGUGAUUUUCCAGUAUCUCAUUGUCGGUUUCUUGCUUGCGUACCCUAGCCGAUAACGAAGCACCGCUGGUCCCGCCACUCGUUCUAUCUCUUGAGUAUAUAUCGAUACUCGACGGGAAAAUAUCAUUUUCUGCUUGUACAAACGCCAUGUUCAGCCCCCACAGAAUAUACGUAUCUUUUUUCGGUGCGGCAGCAUGGUCCUUCGUCGCUGCUGACACAGUCUUUGUGCUCCAUGACGCCGUGACAUUAUCGAAGUCUGGUCUCUCUUUCUCGGGCUUACCCAUUGCUGCAAGCGCUUUGAACAUUACGGCCUUAUGCUCCAUCACAGUCUUUGCCGUCCAGUAUGUGUGGAAAAAAGGAGGAUUCGUGGGGCUUUCGACAAUCCUCCGACGCACUCUGGCUGGAUCCUGCUUCUUCCUCUGUCUAUUAGCAAUGUCUAUCUCCUUGGCCUCGAUGACAUUGAUCAAGACUAAAAAAGAGGAAGUAGACAAUGUCACAUCGAAGCAUUCUAUCCCAAGCUGGACUGGACUUUUCCCUGCCCAUAUCACCAUAUGGGCAUUGGCCUGCGUGAGCCAGGCCGUCUUCUUCUCCUCCCCACUUUGGACGAGUUCGCAACCAGAGCCUAUCCGCACGAUUGUACAGUCGGGUCCUCGAGACUCUGUCAUGUCAGAAAUGCGGGAUUCUCACCCUACCACCAAUCUCUUCAUGCUCGAGGCAACACAACCAUCUAGUCCACUAGCCACACUCCCAUCACCAACCUUUUCCACUCGGUCAUCCCAGUCCCUCCGUUCUUUCAGAGACUCUUUGCAUCAAGUCGUCCGCCCGGUUACCUCGCGCAGCAAGCUCAUUCGGCCGUCAUCACAGCGAGAGAACGGAAGCCUCUACUCCGACGGCCACUCCAUUAGCAACAUCUCCCAAUCCGAUGGCUUCGAUACCUGGGAUACAAGCAGCAUAGACCCACAGACAAGGGAUGCGUUCGUGCAAUGUGUGGCGCCGUCAAGAGGCACAGCCCUAGAGACCAUUCCUGGCAGCCGGCCUGCAUCGCCAGCCCACGCACUAGACGGACCAUUUCUAUUGACCUCACACGAAGACGACGACGGGCCACUCUCUCCACCCCCCAAGCUCAUCCCCGACCUAGCACGACCUCCCAGCCCAGCAGUGAGCGAAGCACACAUUCACCCUCUAUUCCGCUCCGAGAGUCCCACUCCUCCGCCGGCCGCCACACCAGGAACCCAGAUCAUGGCCUCGCCCCUCAGCACCCAAAUGAUAGCAUGUCCGCCGCGGCCUUACAGCCGCAUGCGCUCCAACAGCAGCCGGGCCGCGAGCCCCGGGCCGCGAGCCAGCACCCGCAGCCUCCGCGACCGCGCCGUGAGCCCGCAGAGCAGCCAGAGGAGUCUCUCGCCCCCAAGCCGCGAGAUGACGCCGCCCAUUCCGGAAUUCGUCCUCAACUGCACGCCUCGUACUAGUACGAGCGGGUGGAGCGAACGACGAAGAGUCAGUUGAUCUGCGAGAAGACUUGAGAAACAGAAAUCCGUCCGGGUUUGUUGGAUAUAAUGGGUUAACGUUCAGUUCAUGUGUGAUGCUCCACUCACUCUACGCGACUAUUACGAUGUUUAUUCACAUGCAAAACUUUCCUAUUGUUUUGGUUUACCUAACCUUGCGCGAGCAAGCUCUUCGCGACCUCAACUCCCUCUGGAGAGUUGGGCACCACUCUCCUUUGUCAUCAUUCUAUUAUCGAUCAUCCUUUUUUGAUUGACCGAUUGAGCUG